Molecule: messenger RNA, 458 nt
Organism: Stegodyphus dumicola
Lineage: Eukaryota; Metazoa; Arthropoda; Arachnida; Araneae; Eresidae
Product: mitochondrial inner membrane protease subunit 2-like
Cellular component (GO): mitochondrial inner membrane peptidase complex
Molecular function (GO): serine-type endopeptidase activity
Source: RefSeq, a predicted model, not a curated record
UUUAAGAAACAUCAAUGCUGAUUUUCUCAAUAAAAGCAAAAUCAGUAUCUCCGAAAAAUUGAGUUUCGAAGAAGUGGCAUCAAGGUGAAAUUGUGUUCUGCUAUCUACAGCUACAAUAUUUUAGCGGUCAAUUUGAUACCAUAUAUUGAUAUGAUGAGCUCGAGUAAAGUGUUUUCUCGAAUAAAGCGCAUGUGUAAAAACAUUUUGAUCAGUGUGCCGGUUACUGUGGCUUUCCUUGAUAGUAUUGGUUAUGUUGCUAAAGUGGAAGGUGUAUCAAUGCAGCCUUCCCUGAAUCCUGAAAAUGAGAAAACAAAUGAUUAUGUUCUGCUAAACAAAUGGGCCAUGCGAAACUUUGAAAUUCAACAUGGGGACGUAGUAGCUAUAAUGUAAUGAAGGGCGAAAGAAAGUAGGGAUACAAUAGGAGAUAUUGAAGGCUUUAUAUUAUUUUGCUUAAGGUA